AUUCUCUUCUUGGUGGACUCAAAAAAACAAAAAAAAAAACGAUUUCUUUCUAUUGCAAUCCUCUUCGCUUGUGUGUCCAAACAAGGCCAAAACAUGAAGAGCUGCUCGACUUCAACCAAACUAGAACGCAAGGCAAUCGAGAAGAACAGGAGACUGCACAUGAAAGGCAUGUGUUUCAAGCUUGCUUCUCUAGUCCCAUCCCACCAUCCAAAGGAAGUUCUAUCACAACCAGAUCAGGUGGAUCUAGCGGCAGCCUAUAUAAAGAAACUGGAGGUGAAGAUUGAAGAAUUGAAAGAGAAGAGAGAUUUCAUGAAGAGUAUCAACGGAAUUAGCAAAAAUGUUAAGGGAGGGAUGAUGAUAGGUUUGGGAUCACCUGCGGUUGAAGUGAGAGACUUGGGUUAUACUUUGGAGGUGGUUUUGAUCAGCGGCUUGGAUAGAAAAUUCAUGACCUGUGAUGUUAUUAGUGUUCUUGAGGAGGAAGGAGUUGAUGUUGUGACCGCCAACUUCUCUUUCACGGCUGACAAGGUUAUCCACAUAAUCCAUUCUCAGGUCACAAACUCUAGAGUGGGUUUUGAAAGUGAAAGGGUGUAUCAGAAACUGAAGGAUCUGGUCAAUUGAUCUCCUUAGAUGUUGGUGAUGUAACAACCAAAGAAGGGAAAUGUGUGUGUGUG
Messenger RNA from Magnolia sinica, 671 nucleotides. RefSeq names its product transcription factor bHLH162-like. Gene Ontology annotation, cellular component: RNA polymerase II transcription regulator complex. Gene Ontology annotation, biological process: regulation of transcription by RNA polymerase II. Bases 94 to 618 code for a protein of 174 amino acids. The record is from RefSeq and is a predicted model, not a curated record. The transcript is spliced from 3 exons. NCBI's taxonomy places the organism in Eukaryota, Viridiplantae, Streptophyta, Magnoliopsida, Magnoliales, Magnoliaceae. Gene Ontology annotation, molecular function: protein dimerization activity; RNA polymerase II transcription regulatory region sequence-specific DNA binding; DNA-binding transcription factor activity, RNA polymerase II-specific.